AUGGAUCCCCUCGACCGGGAACUCAUGGAGGCAGAGCGCUCUGCCUCCCCCGAGCGCUAUCAGAGCCGGGCAAGCAACGAAAUAGAGCGCGUCAUCACGGCAUCUUCAGCCUCGUCUGCGUCUUCCGAAGGCAGCGUCUUCCGCAGAAACAUGAGUCGCGUAUCUACGCAGAACGAUCUGGAGCGCCACCCCACCGCCCUGAGUCGCAUUGCAACUCAACGAAGCCAGCACGUUAACACUGUUGGAGGCUCAAUUCGUACAGAGAGUAGAGCUUCUCGAAAGCCAUUGCCGUCAUUUGGCGGCGGCAAGCCAUAUCCUCCCCAGCUGCCGGCCCAGGAAGAGUACGUCGUCGAGUUUGACGGACCCAACGAUCCCCUACACGCCCAGAACUGGCCCCUUCGAAAGAAGCUCUUGACGGCUGCCAUGCUGGCCUACACCACCGUCACGAGCACCUUUACAUCUUCCAUCUUCUCCUCCGCAACGAGCACCGUUGCUCAAAAGUUUGACGUUGGCCUCGAGGUUGGCAUUCUAGGCACAUCGCUAUAUGUGUUGGGUUUCGCCUUUGGUCCCAGUCUCUGGGCUCCCUUAUCCGAACUCAAGGGCCGCCGUCUGCCCAUUGUCCUCUCCAUAUUUGGCUUCUCCCUCUUCACCAUCGCGACCGCCACCGCCAAGGACAUUCAGACCGUCCUCAUCUGUCGCUUCUUUGCCGGUUUCUUCGGCGCCGCCCCCCUGGCUGUCGUUGCUGCCGUCUUCUCCGACAUGUUCGACAACAGGACUCGAGGAACGGCUAUUGCCAUCUUCUCCAUGACUGUCUUUACUGGCCCCAUGCUGGCGCCUUUCAUCGGCGGCUUCAUUGUCGAAUCAUAUCUGGGAUGGCGCUGGACCGAGUAUCUCCCUGCCAUUAUGGGAUUUGUCGCCUUCAUUCUCGACUUGUUCUUCCUCUCCGAGUCGUACCCACCAGUCAUUCUCGUUGGCAAGGCUUCGGAACUGCGACGUCGCACCAAGAACUGGGGCAUCCACGCCAAACAGGAGGAAAUCGAAAUCGACUUUGGCGAGCUCGUCAGCAAGAACUUCACCCGUCCCUUGCGACUCCUCUUUACGGAGCCCAUCAUCCUGCUUCUCUCCAUUUACAUGAGCUUCAUCUAUGGGCUUCUCUACCUUUUCUUUACCGCAUACCCCCUGGUUUUCGUCGGUGUUCACGGCUUCAACUUGGGUCAGUCCGGUCUGACUUUCUUUGGCUUGGUCAUUGGUGAGCUUCUUGCGACCCUCACCAUUAUUCUUCAGGUUCCGUGGUACAACCGCAAGCUAGAGGCCAACCACGGCAUACCCAUUCCCGAGUGGCGACUGCCCAACAUGAUGGUUGGUGGCGUUGCGUUUGCCGGCGGUAUCUUUUGGUUCGGAUGGACUGGAUACAAGGAGAGCAUUCACUGGGCGGCCCCGGCUGUCAGCGGUAUCCUCACCGGCUUUGGUCUCAUGUCGAUUUUCCUCCAGGCCCUCAACUACAUUGUCGAUGCAUACCUCAUGUUCGCCGCCUCAGCCCUUGCUGGCAACACGUUCAUGAGAUCCCUAUUUGGCGCUGCUUUCCCGCUUUUUGGCCGUCAAAUGUUCCUCGGCAUGCAUAUCGAGUGGGCUUCGACACUGCUGGGCUGCGUAGCCCUUGUGCUUGCUCCUAUUCCCUUCGCCUUCUACUUCUAUGGCGCCAAAAUUAGAUCAAAGAGCAAGAUCGCCCCAGUCUUUUCUGCUCCGGCCGAUGACCCCAAGACAGCCGAGUCGAGCGCCGACGAGACCACUGAGAAGGAGGAGGAACACAAUGCAGCAUUGGCCAAUGCCCCGACGAAACAAAGCGAGGCCGGUGGUCCCGCCGAGAACGUGUAA
This is a messenger RNA of Trichoderma aggressivum f. europaeum, 1875 nucleotides long. RefSeq lists its product as uncharacterized. Gene Ontology annotation, cellular component: plasma membrane. Gene Ontology annotation, biological process: transmembrane transport. The coding region runs from base 1 to 1875 and encodes 624 amino acids. Gene Ontology annotation, molecular function: transmembrane transporter activity. The transcript is spliced from 2 exons. The record is from RefSeq and is a predicted model, not a curated record. Lineage: Eukaryota; Fungi; Ascomycota; Sordariomycetes; Hypocreales; Hypocreaceae.